Malaclemys terrapin pileata is the source of this 5128-nucleotide messenger RNA. Its product is annotated as histone-lysine N-methyltransferase 2D-like. The transcript has 14 exons. NCBI's taxonomy places the organism in Eukaryota, Metazoa, Chordata, Testudines, Emydidae. Bases 1 to 4680 code for a protein of 1559 amino acids. The record is from RefSeq and is a predicted model, not a curated record.
AUGGACCCAGUGCCCCAGGGGGCCCCAAGCCUACAGGAGCUGCGUGGCCUCCACCCGCGGGGGGCCCAGAGGCCAGGGGCCACACGCCAGGGCUGUGGGGCUGGGCCCCAGGGCAGCUUCUGCACUGAGAUGCUGCUGGAGACGCUGGUGGUGGCAGGAUGGCGGCAUCACUUACGGGCACAGCUUUACUGGGACUUCCAGCUGCUGGACUCCGAUGGCGACGGCCGCCUGCCCGCCCGCGACGCGGAGCUGCUGCUCCGGGAGGUGCCAGGAACGAGCGCCAGCGGGCAGGCCUGGCACAGCUUCCUGCGGGAACACAGGCAAGGCCUGGCCUGGCAAGACAUAGAGGCCUGGCUCUCUGCAGCCCCUCAGCCACACCCAGAGCUGGCCUGGGCCUCCGGGCAGAGACGCCGAGUGGAGCCGGAGACAGGCUGCCCCGGCGGGACGGGCGCGGGCACUGAGGACAGCAGCCUUCUGUGGCCCUGGGCAAUGCGCCGGCACUGGCAGGUCCUGGAUGGGAUCUGGGACUCGGAGCCCGUCCCGGUGGCGUUGUGGCAGGAGGCGCUGGCCGGGCCCAGGCUGGUGGCGGGGCAGCGAGCAGUGCCCAGCUGGACGGGCGCGGCAGAGGCUCUGUGGAGUGGAGCUGCACAGGCACGCCUGGCUGGCCUGCAGCCACCUGCAGCCCAAGCCUGUCCGCGCCAGCCCCUGCUCUGCUGUGCCCUGGAGGAGGUGGCCGCUGCGGGGGGGCCCCUGGGCGAGGCGGCCAGGCAGGCAGCAGGAGGCUUUGGGGCCCUUCCUGCCCCCCCGCGGGAAACCGGCCCCCGCAGAUGGCGGCUGGAGGCGAGCGGGCAGGCGGAGGCCACGUGGCAGGACAGCGCUGGUGCCAGCCUGUGGGAGUUAAAGCACACACAGGAGGCUGAGCUGAGUGACGCCAUCGAGGGGCUGAUGGGCACGGCUGCGUCCUCCAUCCCGAUAGGCCCCGAACCAGCGGCGUCGCGGCCCAGCUCCCGCUGGACUCAAGGCGUGAGCCACGAGGGGCACCCCUGGCACUCAGCGGGCAAAGGGGUGGCAGGCCGGGGUGGCGCCGGAGCCAGCUGUGUGCAGCCCCAGGAGACGCCGUGCAGCGAGCCGGGGGCCCUUCCCGCCUGGGAGCUGCCGCAGAGGGAAACGGGGGCCCUGCAGCCCCAUGAGCGGAGUCGGCUGGAGGCCCCGGGACCCCCCCAGAGGGGACAGCGGCUCAUCCCGGCCCAGAACGAGCUGCACACGCUUCAGCCGCAGGAAGCGCCACAGACGGCGCCAGGGGCCCAGGAACGGGGAGAGCCGGAAACACGGCAGCUGCGGGGGUCUCCGCCGACGGCCCUGCGGGGGCUACAGAGGGAGCCCGAGGCCCUCGAGUCCCAGGACCAGGGGCCCCAGGGGCACCCACACGGGGAGCAGGGGCCCCGUCAGGCCCAGGGGACCCCACAAGGGGACCCAGCAGCUCUUGAGCCCCCCGAACAAAGGGAGCCACUGGUCUUUCAGCCCAGGCAGCUGGUGGGGCUGGACCCCCCUGAGUCCCCACACAGGCAGCUGGAGACCCGGCAGGCCCCAGGGAGGCUGCAAAGGGAGCUGGAGGCUCCUGAGUCCCUGGGGGUCCCUCAGCCCCAGGGGGUUCUGCUGAGGGAGCCUCAAGGACAGCAGGUGCCGCGGGCCCGUCGGCUCCGGGGGGCUCCGCAGUCAGAACUUAGCGCUCCACAGGGAUGGAGGGAGGCGCAGGCCAGUCAGCUCCACCGGGAGCCCCAGGCCCCUGCACCCCAAGAAGUGAGGGGCCCCCCAGAUCCCCUUCAGCCUCAGGGAUCUCUGCAGAGGGAGCAAGGAAGGGCCCAGGAAGGGAGGGAGACAGCGGGCCCCGUGCACCAGGGCCUGAGGGUGGCAGAGCCCCUUCUACCCUGGGACACUCCCCAGAGCGAGCCAGAGCCGUGGGGGACCCAGGGGGUUCAGCUGAUGGAGCCCUCAGGAGCCCCUCGGCCCCUGGGAGCUGUGCUAAGGGACCCCCCCGGGGAUCAUACCCAGGGACCGAGGGAGCUGAAACCAGCCCCGCUGCUGGGGCCAGGGAGCGUCCAGACCCUGGGGACGCUGCACAGGGAGGAGCUGCCGGCCCCUCAACUCCAGCCAACGCUGCCGGGGGAGGCCCCCCAGCUCAAGCUGGGGCCACUCCAGCCUCAGGGGCGCCUGCAGGGGGACCCCGAAGUGAUCCGGCCCCGGGAGCUGGGCAGGCCACAGGUCCCACAGCUCCAUGAAACGCCACUGGGGCCACUCCAGCCCCGGGAAAGUCGACUGCUCCAGGAGCUGAAGGGACAAGAGGCUCCCCAGGUCCCUGAGCUCAAGGGAUGGGGACCAGGGGCCUGUCAGCCCCGGGGAGCGCUGCUGACAGAGACUCUUGGGCCCCGGGAACUUGGCGGUCCCCAGGUUCCUCUGCCCCAGGCACUGAUAGGACCAGAGGCAGCCCAGCCUUGGGGAGCUCCGCUGGAUCCCCGGGAGCCAGAGACUGAGGAGCCCCGGGGGUCCCCACAGGGGGAGCCGGAGUGUGAGGAGCCCCGCGUGUCCCGGCAGCGGGAGCCAGAGUGUGAGGGGCCCCGGGUGUCCCCACAGCGGGAGCCGGAGCGUGAGGAGCCCCGGGGGUCCCCGCAGGGGGAGCCGGAGUGUGAGGGGCCCCGGGUGUCCCGGCAGCGGGAGCCGGAGUGUGAGGGGCCCCGGGGGUCCCCGCAGGGGGAGCCGGAGUGUGAGGGGCCCCGGGUGUCCCCACAGCGGGAGCUGGAGCGUGAGGAGCCCCGGGGGUCCCCGCAGGGGGAGCCAGAGCGUGAGGAGCCCCAGAUGUCCCCGCAGGGGGAGCCGGAGUGUGAGGAGCCCUGGGGGUCCCCGCAGGGGGAGCCGGAGUGUGAGGGGACCCGGGGGUCCCUGCAGGGGGAGCCGGAGACCGAGGAGCCCCGGAUGUCCCCACAGCGGGAGCCGGAGACCGAGGAGCCCCGGGUGUCCCUGCAGCGGGAGCCAGAGUGUGAGGAGCCCCGGGUGUCCCCGCAGUGGGAGCCAGAGGGUGAGGAGCCCCACGUGUCCCCGCAGCGGGAGCCGGAGACCAAGGAGCCCCGGGGGUCCCUGCAGCAGGAGCCGGAGUGUGAGGAGCCCCGGGGGUCCCCGCAGCGGGAGCCGGAGACCAAGGAGCCCCGGGUAUCCCUGCAGCGGGAGCCGGAGUGUGAGGAGCCCCAGGUGUCCCUGCAGUGGGAGCCGGAGACCAAGGAGCCCCGGGGGUCCCUGCAGCAGGAACUGGAGUGUGAGGAGCCCCGGGUGUCCCUGCAGCGGAAGCUGGACCAUGAGGGGCCGCAGGGGGCCCCGCAGCAGGAGCCAGAGACCGAGGGGCCCCGGGGGUCCCAGCAGCGGGAGCCAGAGACUGAGGGGCCCCGGGGGUCCCCGCAGCGGGAGUCGGAGACUGAGGGGCCCUGGGGGUCCCUGCAGCAGAAGUCGGAGACUGAGGGGCCCCGGAGGUCCCCGCAGCGGGAGCCAGAGACCGAGGGGCCCCGGGGGUCCCAGCAGCGGGAGCCAGAGACUGAGGGGCCCCGGGGGUCCCAGCAGCAGGAGCCGGAGGGUGAGGAGCCCCGGGGGUCCCGGCAGCGGGUGCUGGAGCCCCUGGAACGAAGGGAGCUGGCGGCCCAGGGGGCGAGAGGGCCAGUGACGCUCCAGCUCAGGGACACCCCGCGGAGGGCUCCAGCAGCCCUGCUGCCCUGUGGGGUGCUGCCGAGGGAUCCGGGAGCCGCGGAGCCCGUGGAGAUGAAGGAGCCGGAGGUUGCUGAGCCGCUGGAGGAACUGGAGGCAGCGGAGCCCCAGGGCCCUGCCCCGAUGGCGCUGGAGCCCUGGCGGGGCCAGGGGACGCUGCAGAGGGAGCCUGCGGAUUGUGGGCCCCAGGAGCUGCAGGCCCAGCGAGCCCGGCACGGGAACCAGGGGGUGUUUCAGCCGCAGGAACCUGUGCAGUGGGGCGGGGAGGCGCUGCCAGCCCAGGGUGCUGCCCAGCGGGGGCCACAGGCCCGUCAGCUCCUGGAGCCAGCGGAAGCCACUGGGCCUUCCCCACCCAGCCCCGGGCGUCCUGGCCAGAGCCCCAGGGAUACCCCAGCGUGGGACCAGGCAGCCCUCGGCGCUGGAGGCUGUGGGGCGAGCCCCGGCUGGGGGGUCCAGCACGGCGAGUGUGGAGGAGAAGCCAUGGGGCAUUGCUGGCCCAGCCUGCCCGCCCCGUGGGGCCAGCUGCGGGGCAGCCCCCUGCGCCGGGAGAAGGCCUUUAUCCGCCCCUCCAGGAGGGAGCAGCAGGAGGCCGUGUGCAGGCUGGCGGAGCUGCAGCUGGAGGGGGGGCGCAGGCACCGGCGCGACAAGGAGCGGCAGCUGCUGCGGUUCCAGGAGCGACUGUCCAUCACCAGGCACCGGUCAGUGGAGACUCUUCCGGGGAGACCCCAGCCCCCUGUGGAGCCUCAGCUGCAGGAGGCCCGGGCGCAGCAGAGGGAGGCGCUGAAGCACCACCUGGAGCAGGUGAAGCGGGAGCGGACGCACGGCCUGCAGGCCAGGCGCCACAGGAACACGCUGAGUUUCCAGGAGCUCUUGGAGCCGCUGGUGGCGCCGGGUGAGGACAGCAGCGACCUGAGCCGGGCUGGGCAGGCCUGAGCGGGGGUGGGCACCCGGAAACAGGCAGCCCCCUCCCCUCACUCCCAGCCGGGCAUUGGCCAGGGGGCCACCAGCGCGCAGCCUGGGAUGAAGUGGGGGAUUUGCAUAGUGUGUUGUAUGAAUAGUGUGUGCCUCAGUUUCCCCAGUGUGCGGCACCAUUACCGAGGUGGUGGGACUCAGGACAGAAAUUCUGUAACUUAGCAGCUGACAGCUGGGGCAAGAAGCCAGCUGGCCCAGCGGUGCCCAGGUGACUGGUUUUGCCGGAAAGACAACAGAGGACGGAGGAGGGGAAACUGGGCAUGACUGGGGCGGGGGGCAGACUGUUGGCUGCAGGACACUCCGGGUUUGGGACUCGGGGAGAGCCCAGGCCUCUGGUCCUCCCCAAGAUGGACUUUGCUGUAACUUCCUGCUUUCUGUGCUAACAAGCUCUGUUCUACGCUGUGUUCCC